Messenger RNA from Phycodurus eques (leafy seadragon), 3585 nucleotides. RefSeq names its product hexokinase-2-like. Gene Ontology annotation, cellular component: mitochondrion; cytosol. The record is from RefSeq and is a predicted model, not a curated record. Bases 132 to 1580 code for a protein of 482 amino acids. NCBI's taxonomy places the organism in Eukaryota, Metazoa, Chordata, Actinopteri, Syngnathiformes, Syngnathidae. The transcript has 12 exons. Gene Ontology annotation, molecular function: fructokinase activity; ATP binding; glucokinase activity. Gene Ontology annotation, biological process: glycolytic process; intracellular glucose homeostasis; glucose 6-phosphate metabolic process.
CUCAGUUUGUGAGAGGACACAGUAGAUUGUGUGAUAUAGAAAAUACUUCUGGGAAUUCCGGCGUGCUUGAACGACUCCAGUGAGCGUGUUCUUGAGGCAGGUGAAUAACGGACGCAAGGACAAGAAAAAAAAUGAACGGCGACAUCUACAGCAUCCACGUUGACGGCAUCCCUCUGGACACGCUCAGUAAGGUUCAUACCUACCUGAAGCCGUUCACGCUGACCCUGGAGGUCCUUCAGCAAGUUUCCACGCGACUGGAGCGCGAUCUGAGGCGAGGCCUUGGGAAACACUCGCACCACAGGGCCGCCGUCCAGAUGCUGCCCACCUUCGUCACGGCCACGCCGGACGGGACGGAAAAAGGCGACUUCCUGGCUUUGGACCUCGGCGGGACAAACUUCCGGGUGCUCCACGUGCGAGUGUUGGAGGAAGAGCAGAGGAUGGUGAAGAUGGACAGUCAGAUCUGCGCCAUCCCGAAAGAGAUGAUGCGGGGACCCGGAGAAGAGUUGUUCAACCACAUUGCCGCCUGUCUGGGGGAUUUUCUCAAGUCGCAGAAUCUGCAGGGGAAAAUUCUCCCCCUGGGCUUCACCUUUUCCUUUCCAUGCCAUCAGAAGGAAAUUGACAAGAGCAUCUUAAUCCGCUGGACUAAAGGCUUCCAGUGCUCCGGAGUGGAGGGAGAAGAUGUGGUGAAGCUCUUGCGAGAGGCCAUUCACAGACGAGGGGAUUACAACAUCGGCUCCAUCGCCAUGGUCAACGACACUGUGGGCACCAUGAUGAGCUGCGGCUACAAGGACCAAAGCUGCGAGAUCGGCAUGAUCAUCGGCACGGGUACCAACGCGUGCUACAUGGAGGAGAUGAAGAACGUGAAGCGCGUGGAGAGCGACCACGGACGCAUGUGCAUCAACACUGAGUGGGGCGGCUUCGGCGACAACGGCUCGCUCAGCGACAUCCAGACAGAGUUCGACGUCCAGGUGGACAAGACGUCCAUCAACCCCGGCAUUCACACCUUUGAGAAGAUGAUCAGUGGCAUGUAUCUGGGCGAGAUCGUGCGCUUCCUGCUGGUGAGGAUGACAAAGGACGGGUUGCUGUUCAACGGACAGGCGUCGGAGGCGCUGCUGUCGCCGGGCGGAUUUGAGACCAAGUACAUCUCUGAUAUUGAAGAGGAGGCCGUCGGUCUGGAGAACGGCAGGAAAAUGCUGAGCGACAUGGGUCUGACGUUUGACCCGGUGGACGUGCGCGUGGUGCGUAUGGUCUGCGACACGGUGUCAUCGCGGUCCGCUCGCCUCUGCGCCGCCGCCCUGGCCACCAUCGCCACUCGCAUCCGGGUCAGUCGCGGCCUGGACCACCUGAAAACCACGGUGGGGGUGGACGGCUCGGUGUACAGGAAACACCCAAACUUCAGCGCCGAGCUCCAGGCCACGGUGCGCCGGCUGGCCCCCGACUGCGACGUCACCUACCUGCUCUCGGAAGACGGCAGCGGCAAAGGCGCCGCCAUGGUAACAGCAGUGGCGGAGCGGCUGGCCCGCCAUUCCCGCCUGCUGGAGGACAGCGACGGCGAGGACAGCGACGACGAAGACCAGUGAGGGUGCGGAUGGGGGAAAGCCCUGACAACAACGCACAUCGCUCGAUUUAUUUAAUGACCUUUUUCCACAUUUUUACAUGUUACGGCCUUGUAUUUUAAAAUGGGUUAAAUGAAUUUUUUUCCCCCUGAAAAUUCUAAAAGUGCUGUGAAUACUUUCCGGAUGCACAUAUACUGUAUUCACAGCGCCUUCACGUUUUCCACAUUUUGAUGUGUUAUAUCCUUAUUCCAAAUUUGAUUAAAGGUUCCAUAUUUUGGCUAUUUAGACCCCCAUUGAGUGACUCCCUAACGUGGACUUAGUAUAAAAGUGUCAAUUUCAUUUCCAAAAAACACCUCGGUUUUGUCAUAUGAGUAUCCAGAAAACACCCCUCUGACAGCUACUUCUGUUUGACCCAGUUUUGGAUCCACUUUGUCCUUAUUUGGCUAAGACUACCCCCUUUCCUCUGAUUGGUUCCCUCCGUGUAGAAGAGCCACGUUUGAGAGCACAAGUGUUUAUGUUGACAGCGCUGGCUCAGGAGUGGAGAGAUUGACGGAGAUCUUCGCUAGUGAUGUAGAUAAGCUCAAGAAAGUCGAAUGACUCGGCAGAAAAACGUCUCUAAGGCAGGAUUGCGUGGAUGAUUUUAAUUCAUAUUUCUCAUGUUUACUGAUGCACCGCAAAGGCAAUAUCCUUCCACUUUCUGAGCCGCUUCUCCUCACUAGGGUCGCGGGCAUGCUGGAGCCUAUCCCAGCUAUCCCACCGUGCCGCCCCAAAUCCAAUAUAACAUCCCAAAUAGGGGAUUGGUUGGUAAGGUUGUUUUAGUGAAAUAUGAGCCUAAAAUUUUUUUUUCUUCUCAAAAUUCUAGCCAGAACACCCCAUAAUGACGAGAUGAAAAUAUAUAGAAAUGUGUUUUGCAAAUGUAUUUAAAAAAACAACAACUUUUACAUAGUCUGCUUCAGGAAGGUAUUCACAGCCCCUUCUAUUUUCCCCCAAAUUUUUGUUACAGCGUUUUUCCAAAAUUGAUGUAUUCAUUUUUUUCUCGAAAUUCUACACACCUUGUAAUGACAACAUGAAACUGUUUUUUUUUUCUUAUUUUGCUAAUUUAUGAAAAAUGUGAAAGAAAUCACAACAGUUCAGUGCAUCAGGGAAGUAUUUACAGCCCCCUUCAUUUUUCUAUAUUUUGUUAAACUUAUUCCACAAUGAACUCAGUUCCAUUUUUUUUCAUCAAAAUAUGGAAAAAGUGAAGCUCUCUAAAUACUUUCCGCAUGCAGUGUCCUGGUUUUCUAAUUCGAGUGAGAAAUAGUAUUUGUCCUCGAAAUUCAAAAUCCCCAUUGUCAACUCACUCCUAUUUCUUCCAUUCAUAGUCACUUUGAUGUUUUAUUCUGUCAUGAUAACACUUAAUGCAUUUAUGUCUUUUAAAGAUGACACCUUAACUAGGCUAUGUGGUGUUUCAUGGAGGUCAUCGGGUCAAAAAAAGAAAAGAGGAAGCAGUUUAUAACAGACAUAGAGGUGUUACACAAAAGUAGCAGGUCAACAAGCCGCCAUUCACGUAAUCAUUACAUGGACUUACCUUCUGAUGCACAAUGGAUUGUUGACCUGUUUGCCUAAAAUCAGAGUUUAUUAGAAAAAUGAACAUCACCUUUCUGCUUCAUUCAUGGUUUUGUUUUGUUUUUGUUUUUUGCAAUUUUUUUUUGCAAGCGUGUGUAUCCAUCCUGCUGAAAACGUAUGUAUUUUAGGGCUCCCCAACACAGCCCACUGCCCGAAACUUACUCAGUCACGCCACCUGGAAAGUAAGGGGAAAAAAAAGCAGUCCGGAACCCCAGUUUCACCUACUGACAUGAAAUUAAAGGUAUCUUUUGGGGGGAAAAAUGUAUGUAUUUUCAAAGUGGAAAUGUGGCUAUACAUUACAAAAAUAAGGCUGUGUAUUUUGGAGGAAAAAUAUGUCAUUUUACUUUUUUUUACUACUUUUACUACUAAAAAAAAUUAUACACAUAUUAUAUUUUCAAGAUUAAAGUUCUAAUAUGAGAAUAAA